This is a messenger RNA of Phyllotreta striolata, 1056 nucleotides long. Lineage: Eukaryota; Metazoa; Arthropoda; Insecta; Coleoptera; Chrysomelidae. The record is from the annotation of a GenBank genome assembly.
GUCAGCAGUGCUUGUCAGUUUAGCAUUUAUAUGCGCAUAGUACCGGUUUUUCAUUUUGUAGUUUUUAAUAAGGUGUUUAUUUUUAUAAUAACAUAUUUGACUCGAAUGUGGCAUAUUUUAAGCGAUUUUUUUCCGUUGAACGCUUUUAUUAUUACCCAUUUGACUUUAAUUACUUGAGAAAAGCCCAACAAGGAGCACCAUGAGUUCAGGCAACAUUUGUUACAAAUGUAACCAACCUGGGCACUUUGCCAGAGAAUGCUCGCAGCCGGGCAGCCGCGACUCCGGUCGAGGUUCUUUCAGCCGGAGCCGCGACAAGUGCCACAAGUGCAACAAGAUCGGCCACUACGCUCGCGAUUGCAAGGAGGAAUCGGCGCGUUGCUACCGCUGCUACGGCGAGGGCCACUUCGCGAAGGAUUGCUUGCAGAGCCCCGACACGCCGUCCUGCUACAAUUGCAGGAAGCCGGGUCAUAUCGCUCGCAGCUGUCCGGAGGCAGGCGGUGACAGGGAGACCUGCCACAACUGCCAGCGUCCCGGCCAUAUUUCGAGGAAUUGUCCGGAGGGCACGAAGACUUGCUAUUUGUGUCACAAGCCGGGCCAUCUGAAGAGAGAUUGCCGAGAGAACGACUACAGAAAGUAGUGCCACAUUUAUUAAUUUGUUGUAUCUAUUUUAUAUAUAUAUUUAAAACAUUUGAAAAUGUUUGUUUUCCUUUCAAAUCCUUGUUGAAACUAAUGUUUCUUUUAUACUUUUUUAUAUUAAAUAGUAGAUAACGCUCAAUUCUCAUCUGUCCAAUUUCCAUAUAAGUGAUAUUAAAAGGUACUUAUUUAUUUAGUUAUAAAUUUUAAAUACCACACUUUAUAGGUGAAUCGUUUAGCGGAAAUUAGACUCAUAAGAAUGUUUGAGGAGGAAUAAAUUGAGUCCUUUGAAUUUUUCUUUAAAUUGUAGUUGAAAAGAAACAUGUCAGAUUCGAGUUUAUUUAUAUUUCACAAUGCAUAAAGAAUGUAAUACUUAAAAAUGGGAAGAUAUAAUUUUUAUUAAUAAAAGAGGUUGGUGAAUAA